Messenger RNA from Paramecium pentaurelia, 390 nucleotides. NCBI's taxonomy places the organism in Eukaryota, Ciliophora, Oligohymenophorea, Peniculida, Parameciidae. The record is from the annotation of a GenBank genome assembly.
UAAUGGCUUUGAAAUCUGCUGCUUUGUUUGAAAAGAUGGAUCCAUUCAUCAAAUCCUAAGGUGCUGAAUUGGUUAAGAAAAUCAAUGCCAUCUAUUUCUUUGAAGUUUCAAAGGCCAAAGGAGAAACCCCAGAAGUUUGGACUGUUGAUCUCAAGAAUGGUUCAGGAGUAUGCAUAAUAUAUAUAUAUUUACUUUAGUCAAUAGCCAAGGGACGUGUUGGAACAGCUGAUGCCACAUUCACAAUGGUAGAUGAUGACAUGAUGGCUAUGGCUCAAGGAAAAUUGAAUCCUCAAUAAGCCUUCAUGUAAGGAAAGAUGAAGAUCAAGGGAAAUAUGGCUGCUGCCACCAAAUUCACCCCAGAUCUUUUACCAAAAGAUGCCAAACUUUGAG